Messenger RNA from Ceratitis capitata (Mediterranean fruit fly), 1030 nucleotides. RefSeq names its product peroxiredoxin-2. Bases 189 to 890 code for a protein of 233 amino acids. The record is from RefSeq and is a predicted model, not a curated record. The transcript has 4 exons. Gene Ontology annotation, cellular component: cytosol; mitochondrion. Gene Ontology annotation, molecular function: thioredoxin peroxidase activity. Gene Ontology annotation, biological process: response to oxidative stress; cellular response to stress; hydrogen peroxide catabolic process. Lineage: Eukaryota; Metazoa; Arthropoda; Insecta; Diptera; Tephritidae.
GGCUGCAACACUGCCCGUGGGGAAUGCUCCACUGUCAGCUGUCUGCUCCGCUGUUUUAUUCCAGUCAAUAAACUUGGAUACGCCGGUGAAACUUUCGCAAUACUUCUGUUCAGCAAAAUACAUUUCUUUUAUUCUCAUAAGUUUCAAUAGAGUGGAAAAACAAUAAAAGCAUUUUUAAAAUCAAUACAAUGUCGUUCCUCGCAAGGGCACUCUUCAGAAAUGUGCCGACUUUGUGCAAACGUGCCAUCCGACAAGAAUUAGCCGCUGGCCGGUUUUUGCACCAAUCUGCUCCGCUAUUGGCCGUAAAAGUUCAACGACCUGCACCGGACUUCAAAGGGCUGGCUGUUGUGGGCAAUGACUUUCAAGAGAUACAGCUCGCAGACUUUAGAGGAAAAUACCUUGUGUUAUUUUUCUACCCAUUAGAUUUUACCUUUGUCUGCCCUACUGAAAUCAUUGCAUUUAGCGAACGCAUUGAAGAAUUCAAAAAACUGAAUGCUGAAGUUGUUGGCGUAUCUGUAGACUCGCAUUUCAGUCACUUGGUUUGGUGCAACUCCGAACGCAAAGAUGGUGGUCUUGGCGGCCUUAAUUACCCAUUACUUUCUGAUUUAACUAAAAAAAUUUCCAGCGAUUACGAUGUGCUGCUUGAUAAUGAGGGAAUUUCUUUGCGCGGCACCUUUAUCAUCGAUCCUAAUGGCAUUGUUCGACAAUAUUCAAUAAACGAUUUGCCGGUCGGCCGAUCAGUGGACGAAGUAUUGCGCCUUAUUAAGGCAUUCCAAUUUGUCGAUGAGCAUGGCGAAGUGUGCCCAGCCAACUGGCAUCCAGAGAAGAAUCCCGACACAAUCAAGCCAGACGUUGCAGAAUCAAAGGAUUAUUUCAAAAAACACGGAUAAAUGGGGAGUUUAUACCGUCUUUAAUUGUUUACCAUUUUUCAUAUUAAAUUCUGCAUUUUACAAAUAGAAUUUUGUUCGGUGCAUAAAUUGGCAAGAAGUAAAGAAAAAUCAAAGAAUAUUCUCAAGUACUAAGUUGCGUA